ACUUCGUAUUUCCCUCUCAACUCAAGCUUUCCAUUUCCACAAUUCUCUCUCUCUCUCUCUCUCUCUCACACACACACACACACACUCUCUCUCUCUCUCUGUGUAAAAAUGAGAAGUAGAAACUCGGGAUACCGUAGCCGGAGCUCCAGAUCCAGUGCAAUCCAAACGCCGGACCGGUUUGCUGAGUCGCCGUGCUCCGCCUACUCCUCCUCGUCCUCCUCCCAUAACUCAAGCUCCGGCAGAAACCUUGUCGCGAUCGCCGCCAGGACCGUCGCCGGAGCUUUCGUUGGGUGCUUCACUCCGCCGGAGACCAAUUCUUCGAAGAACUUCCGUUAUUCUGACGAGCUCAAAGCUCCUUCUGUUUUUUCAGAUGCAUCGGGUGCUGGUAGUCAGACGAAGCGUGGUUCAAAUCGUGGUUCAAAUCGCAGUAUCUAUGGCAAUUCAAACAGUUCUAUCCGCACAAGAGAGCCUGGGAGUUUCAAAUUCACCAUUGCUGAAAUCUACAAGGCUACGAGGAAUUUUUCCCCAACAUUUAAAAUAGGACAAGGUGGUUUUGGUACAGUCUACAAGGGACAGCUCGAAGAUGGUACCCUUGUUGCAAUCAAGCGUGCUAAAAAGAGUGUAGGUGAUAAGCAUUUGGGAGUGGAAUUUCAAAGUGAGAUUCGAGCUUUGGCACAAAUAGAACAUCUGAGUUUGGUCAAGUUUUAUGGGUUUUUGGAGCAUGAAGAUGAAAGGAUUGUUGUUGUGGAGUAUGUCCCCAAUGGAACCCUUAGACAACACUUGGAUUGUAUACAUGGCAGUGUUCUUGAUCUUGCUGCAAGGCUAGAUAUUGCAAUAGAUGUGGCCCAUGCAGUUACCUAUCUCCAUAUGUAUACAGAUCACCCUAUCAUCCACAGAGAUAUCAAGUCUUCCAACAUUCUCCUGACUGAGAACCUACGAGCCAAGGUGGCCGACUUUGGAUUUGCUCGAUUGGCAGCGGAUAGUGAUUCAGGAGCUACCCAUGUUUCCACCCAAGUAAAAGGAACUGCAGGGUACUUAGACCCGGAAUACCUGAGAACCUAUCAACUAACUGAGAAGAGCGAUGUUUAUUCAUUUGGUGUGUUGCUGGUGGAGCUAGUCACAGGCAGACGCCCAAUUGAAUCUAAACGGGAACUCAAGGAACGCAUAACAGCAAGAUGGGCCAUCAAGAAAUUUUCUGAUGGAGAUGCAAUUUCGAUUUUAGAUCCAAGGCUGGAUCAAUCUAAUGCGAAUAACUUCGCUCUAGAAAAAAUCCUAGAGCUUGCUUUGCAAUGCUUGGCUCCUCACAGAAAGAACCGGCCAGAGAUGAGGAGAUGUGCAGAGAUCCUAUGGAGCAUCCGAAAGGAUUACAGAGAGUUAUCUGCUUCAGAUCCCCCUUCACUCUCCUCCACUUCCUUCAGGAGUUGCAUAAUCAGAGAAGAAUGAAUAUGAAUGUAUAUCCCUCAAUCACAAUGUUACAAUUUAGCCAAGUCGAAUUUGCAUUGGAUUGAGAGAGAUGCAGAGAGGGGAAAAAAAAUGAAGCGUUUAACGAUUUUUAUGCUAGAACACAAAUAAUUGAGAUUGAUUAUGUAUGUAGAAGAAAUUAUAUUAAACAAAAAAAAAGAAAAAAAAAAAAGAAAAAAAAGAGAGAAGAGUUUAGAGUCUAGUUUAGAUUGAUCAUAGGUAACUUUCAAGGUUGUUUGUUGGGUUUAUAUGAUGUCCGUUGUUUUGUAAAGGCUGGGGUUUGCUUCUUGUGUGUAUGUAUGCAUCUUGAAUUCUCUCUCUCUCUCUCUCAUUUAUGAGCAAUUUUUCAAGA
Messenger RNA from Camellia sinensis, 1813 nucleotides. Its product is annotated as calmodulin-binding receptor-like cytoplasmic kinase 2. Gene Ontology annotation, molecular function: ATP binding; protein kinase activity. The record is from RefSeq and is a predicted model, not a curated record. NCBI's taxonomy places the organism in Eukaryota, Viridiplantae, Streptophyta, Magnoliopsida, Ericales, Theaceae. Gene Ontology annotation, biological process: protein phosphorylation.